This is a messenger RNA of Opisthorchis viverrini, 1194 nucleotides long. RefSeq lists its product as hypothetical. The record is from RefSeq and is a predicted model, not a curated record. The transcript has 7 exons. NCBI's taxonomy places the organism in Eukaryota, Metazoa, Platyhelminthes, Trematoda, Opisthorchiida, Opisthorchiidae. Bases 1 to 1194 code for a protein of 397 amino acids.
AUGAUUAUCGACGUUUACGGAGCAGUGGUCGGGUCGACCGGGAACAUCGGAUUUUCAAUGUUGAGCACAUCGUGUCACACAAUGGGCCUCACUGAAGUUGCUGACCAUAUUUUCGGACGAAGGUUUGAUACGUCCAAGUGGCCUUAUUUGCGCAUUAUAAUCGCAGUUGCUACUCACGAGGCUCUUGGACUCGGUAUUUUGGUUGGUUUUUGGGUUGGAUGUUAUAAGUUCCAACCGCUGCGUCAAAUCAUAUACCGCGCCCCCGACCCCAUUCGGGCUAGUUACGAUCGUGGUAUGGCUUGGUCUUCUCACAAACUGCAACGGGUCCCAGCGUACAUCAAGCACCGAACAGAUCCACAACGUCUUCUCAUCAGCGGGGCGGAGAGCUUUGUAUUGCAAUUUGCUCCAAGGAGGUCGGUCGUUGUGUCUACAAUGUUCUACACUCGGACUUCACCGGAAGAGUUUCCUGCAAAGCAUGGUUCUCCAAUAGAGUUAAUGCCCACGGCUACCGAAAUCGUUGAAUAUAUUCUUCCAGGGCUUGGUGUCACACACCACCAAAGAGGAUCAACUCUCACGGAAAGAACGAAACAAAAUCACCACCAUUUGAAUGGCCUACGUAUCCAUAACUACGGCCACAAGCGCGAAUUCCUUGACCAGAAGGUCCGUGGUUCGAACUCGACCUCUGUAUCUCAACUUCCCCUGUCAAUGCCUGGGCAGCCUGGCAGCAUUCUAGCCCUCGCGCUUCAUUUGUGUGGUACGGAAGCUAGCCACCGAAAGGGAGCUACAGUGAAACGUUUUUUCUGGGAAGUAUUCUAUGGACUGUUUGUGAACGAUCGCAAGUUUUGUUCAACUUCUUUAGGAGUAUCAUAUCAUUUUAAACAGUCUGCUUCGGGCAAAUCAUCAUGCACAGCGCCCAAACCGACUGAAAGCAUUUCCUUACUGCAGUUCGACUGCCGCUGGCAGUCUGUCACAGCCAUCAGGUUAACGAUACGCUGCUGCAUAACACAAAUCUUCGGCCCUACCCUCGACUUGGGUGCUUUUGUCAGGAAGUAUAAUGAGAAGAAACGCAUUUCAUCAUUCUCUGAGUAUCGCAGUAGCCAGUGGGCGUUCAGGGAUUUAUUAAUAACGGUUGAACUCUUGAGGGAAGUUUUACCUUCGUCAGCAAUUAAAAUUCCUUCCAACCUUAGUUUGUAA